AAGGCAGCGCAGGGUCUGGGCGGAGCGUGAGCCGCUGCCACUCUCUCGGGACCGCGGUCCGUGAUACAGCAGUGCAGCCAUGGCAGAACCGCAGCCCGCCUCUGGCGGCCUAACCGACCAGGCUGCCUUCAGUUGCUGCUCGGAUCCGGACCCCAGCACCAAGGAUUUUCUGUUGCAGCAGACCAUGCUGAGAAUUAAGGAUCCUAAAAAGUCUUUGGAUUUUUAUACCCGAGUUCUUGGAAUGACGCUACUCCAAAAAUUAGAUUUCCCUACUAUGAAAUUUUCACUCUAUUUCUUGGCUUAUGAGGACAAAAACGACAUCCCAAAAGAUAAAGAUGAAAAGGUAGCGUGGGUGUUCUCCAGAAAAGCUACGCUUGAACUGACACACAAUUGGGGCACUGAAGACGAUGAGAGCCAGAGUUACCACAGUGGCAAUUCAGACCCCCGAGGAUUUGGUCAUAUCGGAAUUGCUGUUCCUGAUGUAAUCAGUGCUUGUAAAAGAUUUGAAGAACUGGGAGUCAAGUUUGUGAAGAAACCUGAUGAUGGUAAAAUGAAAGGCCUGGCAUUUAUUCAAGAUCCCGAUGGCUACUGGAUUGAAAUUUUGAAUCCUAACAAAAUGAUGACUAUCAUUUAGUUCUGUGAGAAGACUACUUUGAGAUUUCAGUGACACCUGUGGGAGGUAAACAUGGGAAGCAGGAGUUACCUGAAUAUUGGCGAUAUUCAGGUAACAGAAGCGCCUAGGACUGAUGGUUUGUUAUCCCAAGUUCAAAUUACUCUCAAGUCCGUUUCCCUUCUCCUGCAGCUGUGGUUUUCACCAACCUAGUCAGUCGCUGUAGUUUUCAAGUAGUGUUCUGUCUCAUGUCCUUGAAUGUGGUUGUGUAACAUUACUUUUUUAGAUAAGUUAGAACAUUUCCCUUCAGAGGCUGAAUUUGCCUUCUCCCUUCUAACUGACUUCUCUACAAGUCUGCCUUUGAAUCAUCAUUUUCAAAAAACAAAACAUGUAACUUGUUUUUGAUGUGGUCACACCUUUUGGGGUUUCAGUUCCUCAGAAAUCACAGUGGAAAGUAAAGAACACUGAACAAAAAUGAAACUUGAUGUGUACUUCAAAUAGUAUCAAGUGUCUCUUUUACAAAAGAGAAGACACUCUUGGGAGCAAGUCAGAAUCAUGCUGAUGAGGAUGCUGACAGAAAAACUAGUUUCUUCUUAUGUGUAAAGUACUUUCAAAGUUCAAGGACUAACCGCUUUAUUUUGGGAUAGGGAGGAGGGCAGGAGUAUUAUUUCCGGGGUAUGCAGACACCGGAUUAGGCUGUCACAUACUUUAUCUCAUUUAAUCCUCCCAACUAGCCUGUGAGAAAGAAAACAGGCUAGACAUGUCAAAUAAAUGGAAUGAAUCGAAGGCAAUACAAAUAGGCUCAAGCACUCAAGAUUUCAUCCUCAUUUUUAGCAUUUAGAUUACACCUCAUAAAUUAGUACCUCACAAUACGUCCUCCAUAGCCUCCUGUCAUGAAAACCUGCGGUGAGUUAGCACGAUCCUCUCAGCAAUCCGGCCUGAUGCCUCGGUGGGGGGAGGGAGUCUGUACACACAGGUAUUCUCGUGUGAGGGGUGCUUGGAUUGCUUGUGAAGAGCCUCUACCCCAAGGCCUUCCAGAUGCUAGUAAUCAUUUAGAAUGAAUUAUGAUCAGUGGUAAUGUAACUUGAUUAUCACAAAUCAGCUCAGUGGUCUUCCCUGCCAUGAUUGACAUUUGAUGGAUUUUGAAAAAGCAAACUAUUUCGAAAAUCUCUUAAGGCCCAGAGCAGCAGAAGAGCCAGCGAGCGUGUGACACAGUGAGGUUUUCCGCAGACUCUAGAGGGAGGUUUGGGGGGCUCGCCCUGGACUUGCACUGCUGGGAGCGCUGGACGUUUCCUUUCGAGGCGGAAUGGAUUUACGUGAGCAACUCAAACAAAUAGCAGUACUUACAGACUGAAAUAAAGAUUUAAAUGAGACUUUAAUUUGUAAACUGUCCAACCUGUUCUUUCUUAGAAGAAAAAGGCUGCCCUUAGGGAGUACUGCAAGGAUUUGCAGCCUGGGAAUAGAUGCAGUUCUUUAUAUCCUGCAAAGCUGAUUCUUUCUGUGGGUAAGGAGCUGCGGGAAAGGUGAGAAGAGAAAGUAAGGAAUAAAGGGCUGAGGGAGAAAAGGCACAGAGAAGAACAACCACCUGUCAAAAGGUGGGAACCAACGACCAGUUUCAUGUGUUAGGUAUGGAAUUAUCAAAUGGGAGGGUUAUUGGAUGAAUAAAUUCAGUCAUUUAACCCUUAUUUCCACAGAAGAAGCCUUCUGUACUUGCUAAGUAAAAUCUGUCAAAGGACAGCACUUGCUUAUUCCUUAAAUUCAUCCUUAUAUGCACUGAAAAGAGAUCUGUUGUGUCACCAGGCUUUGCUAGGAAUUAGGACAGUUUAUUUACUUCCAAAUUAACUUACCUGAGAAGUGGCGAUAUGAAACGGUGACCCCAAAGAAGUUUUCCAUGGGUGGUUUGAAGUAGAACCGAUGGCUGAGUCAUUUACAGCUUCCCUCCAUAGCAUUCUGACCAGGAUUGCGUACAGCGUGCAUAAAUAUUUCUUAGUAACACAACUACCUGUGAAGAGGGUUAUAUCAGUAAGGAUGCUUGCUGCUCGCAAUGAGACCUAACUUUAUCAAAUGUAACAAGCACUUCAGAGAUUCUGGAAUGGGUUGGUAGAGGGUUCAGAGAUACCAAGAACUUCAGUUUCCUUCCAUCUUUCCCGGCCUUCCAGCGGUUUCUUUUUGGGCUAAUAAGCUCAUGAUCAAAGAUGUCUGCCAUGAUUCCAGGGGUGAUGUAUAAACCAACAAUGUCCAGUGAAAGAAAAUAACCUUUUGUUCCUCAGCAGAUUUCCUCAUGUCUCCAUCAGAACUGGGUCACUUGUCUAUCUUAAUCACUGGCAAAGGGAAUGAGACACUGACUUAAAUGGAUUGUAUUUGCCCAAGCUGCCUGCCUGAGGGUAGUAAAAUUGAGACUGCCAGAACAGGGAGCCAGUAGGGGCUCCUGAGUAGGCGUACAAAGAAACGGCAAUAGUGAAAGGAACACAGGACCUAGUGGGUACAGGGCGCCGUGAGAAAUCAUAAAGCACUUCUGACUUCCAAGAGCUCUUCCAUAGUGGUUCUCGACUUAGCAACCCUUUUCAUUAUAACAUCGGAACAUAUGUCACAUCUGUCGUACCCACUCUCCUAAACUGAAAUGUAUAUAUAACUUCCUAUGUACACAGUUUCAAAAGGGUCAAUACAAUGCCUUUAUUGUAAUAUAAAAGAGGAAGGGAAUCAAUUUCUAAUAUAAUGUUUCAAUAUGUAAAUGCUCAGAUACUGCUGCACUAGAAUACAGUGUCAAAAUCAGGUGCUUACUCUUAAGUGUGGAAGAAGUAAAACUGUUCAAUAAAGUACUGUUAACACUAUUUGAUGUUUUAAAAUAAAGACUGAAUUCACGAUUCAUGAAGAGCUAUAAUGUUCCAACUUUAAGUG
Messenger RNA from Molossus molossus (Pallas's mastiff bat), 3508 nucleotides. It is a transcript of the gene GLO1, whose product is annotated as glyoxalase I. Lineage: Eukaryota; Metazoa; Chordata; Mammalia; Chiroptera; Molossidae. Bases 80 to 634 code for a protein of 184 amino acids. Gene Ontology annotation, molecular function: metal ion binding; lactoylglutathione lyase activity. The record is from RefSeq and is a predicted model, not a curated record. The transcript is spliced from 6 exons.